UGGUUAGCGAUGACGACGAAGCUGAAGAUAAUGAUAACGACGAACAGCAGGACGGCGAAGGGAAAUCUGAUACCAAGAAACAAAAAUCAUCAUCAGCAUCAAAGAAAAAGGAGAAAAUCGUUGAAUACGGUGUAUGGGUCGGUAACCUUGCUUUUAAGACGAGCAGAGAGGAGAUCAGCAAAUUCUUUUCGGAUUGCGGCACUAUCACUCGUUUAAAGUGUCCUUCUGGAAACGGCAAGAACUCAAAUAAUAAAGGGUUUGCCUAUGUGAUGUUCGGUACUCAAGACGAAGCAGACAAAGCUGCUGCCUUAUCUGAACAAAAACUUGACGGUCGUGCAUUGUUGAUCAAGCCUGCUGACAAUUUUGAACGUAAAGACGGACUCACCAACAAGGAAAUCAAGAAGCAAAAGAACCCACCAUGUGCGACACUGUUUGUUGGUAAUUUGCCGUUUGACGCUACAAAGGAGAUGCUGCGUGAGGCGUUUGUUGAGUGUGGUGAUAUCAUGAACGUUCGUCUCGGUACUUUCCAGGACUCUGGCAAAUGCAAAGGGUUCGGCUAUGUGGAUUUUGAAAAUGUUGAAGACGCUACCAAGGCGAUUCGUGCUACAAACAAGCAUACUAUCAAUGGUCAGAAAAUUCGGGUUGAGUUUGGCAGUGAGGAAGCAUAUAGGCGCGGUCGUCCUUGGUUAAAGCGAGCCGAUGAACGAGCUGCUUCUGGUGGUGGUGACACAGCAGGAGGGAACAAUGGAGAGCAACAGGACGGACAAGAACAGCAACAGUUCAACCAGGCGCCGGUUGAACAAUCGGAGGGAUUUGUAGAAGAAUAUAAACGACCGAGAGAAAAACGUGUCAAGGCUGACAGAAAGCCUUCUUCAUCGACAGGAUCGUCGGAUAAGCGAGUCGCGCCUGGCUUGGCCCUGUCACAAGCUCAACGACAAAAGCCUACUGUUCAAGCGUUCAAGGGCACUAAGAUUACAUUUGAUUAAUUUAAUUAUUAUACUGGCUCGUAUAUUACCAUUGUUUUUGCAUACAAAAUUUCCUUUCCAUUCAACACUAUCACAAUCACACAUUUAUGUACUAUCCUUAACAACCCUUCCAUUCCAUUCGCAUCCAUUAGUUUAAAAGAAGAACGUGUAGCU
This is a messenger RNA of Zychaea mexicana, 1139 nucleotides long. RefSeq lists its product as uncharacterized. Bases 270 to 986 code for a protein of 238 amino acids. The record is from RefSeq and is a predicted model, not a curated record. The transcript has 3 exons. Gene Ontology annotation, molecular function: RNA binding. NCBI's taxonomy places the organism in Eukaryota, Fungi, Mucoromycota, Mucoromycetes, Mucorales, Lichtheimiaceae.